UUUCGUUCCAAGAUAAAGGAAACUUGGAAGAAGACUUGGAAAGGUCAUCUAAUGAAGAAAAUAAAGAUAAUGAGAUUAAUGGAAUUUUUGAUUAUUAUUUCAUUAAUGAAAAUGAAGUCUCCAAUGUUGAGAUUAAUUUUGAAUUAGAAAAGGAGCAAAAAGAUAAAUUAGAUUCUUUACUACAAAAGAAUAUAGAAAACUUUGCUUUCACUUCUGAUCAAUUGGAUCAUAUUGACAUUGUUUAA
Diversispora eburnea is the source of this 245-nucleotide messenger RNA. NCBI's taxonomy places the organism in Eukaryota, Fungi, Glomeromycota, Glomeromycetes, Diversisporales, Diversisporaceae. The record is from the annotation of a GenBank genome assembly.